AUGAACGUAAGGUUUCUCGUUCUUGUUUCUAUUGUGCUUUUGUUGCUUUUGUCAGGGACAUGUGCCGUUGGUGGCAACGUUUAUGUGAGGUGCAUAGAGAAGGAAAGACUCUCACUUCUCUCUCUCAAGCAGGGUUUUAUCGAUCGCUAUGGCAACCUUUCCUCUUGGGGUUAUGGCGAGAAUCAGAAAGAAUGUUGCAACUGGACAGGUGUUCACUGUGACAGCCUAACUGGUCAUGUAGUUGGACUUGAUCUCUCUUUCUGCGAAUUGGAAGGGCCACUACCUGAUUUUUCACAACUCUUGUCUCUGCAACGUUUGUAUCUUGAUCACAAUCAGCUAAAUGGAACUCUAGAUGAUAGCAUUGGAUUGUUGUCAAGCUUAACAGAGUUGAGCAUUAAGCAUAAUUCCUUGGAAGGGGUCAUAUCUGAAAAUCAUUUCUUGAGACUCUCUCAACUAUUCGUCUUAGACUUCUCUUUCAAUCAUUUUAUUUUUCAAAUAAGUCCUGACUGGGUUCCCCCUUUCCGGUUAGCAUACAUUUUGUUAGCAUCAUGUAAGUUGGGCCCCGACUUUCCGAUGUGGCUUCAAACCCAAACAUCAUGUGUUGAUUUAGAUAUUUCAAGUGCUGAAAUUUCUGGAACAAUUCCAAGUUGGUUUUGGAAUUUGCCAUUUAAAUUGUUGAACAUUUCACACAACCAAUUUACCGGUGAAAUUCCAGAUUUUCAAUUCUCAUAUGCUUUUCAUAUGGAUUUCAGCUCAAAUUUGUUUGAAGGCUCCAUUCCAUCAACUCUAUCAUAUAUAAAAAUAACCUUGUAUCUAUCCAACAACAAGUUUACUGAUGCAAGCUCCAUUUUAUGUCCGAAGAUGACCACAUUAUUACAUGUUUUAGAUCUUUCAAACAAUCAAUUAUUUGGAACACUUCCAGAUUGUUGGACACAUUUUGAAUCAUUGGUUGUUCUUAAUGUUGCAAAUAAUAGUCUUUUUGGAAAACUUCCAACAUCAAUGGGGUCCUUAAGAAAUCUCCAAGCAUUACAUUUGGGUUAUAAUAGAUUCACAGGUGAACUACCUUCGUUUUUGAAUGGAUGCACGGAGCUAACAACUUUUGAUAUUGUCCAAAAUAACUUUUCGGGAUCAAUACCAAGUUGGAUUGGCAGUGAAUUUCAGAAGUUGCGUGUUCUGAUUUUGAGAUCUAAUAUGUUUUCUGGGACCUUGCCCUCUACUAUUUGUCAUCUAUUUCAAGUUCAAAUCCUAGAUCUCUCUGUGAACAAUAUUUCUGGAAGUUUGCCAAAAUGCCUCAAUCAUCUUUCUGCUCUAGCUAAUAGAACAAAUUCUGAUGCAACCAUCAUCUAUUAUCUUCCAUUCUCUAUCUACGAUCGGGACUCCAUUUUUGUCGUAGAUAUUGCAUCAUUGAUAUGGAAAGGUAGGGAGUCCAAAUACCAAAACAUAUUGGGAUUGGUUAAAAGUAUUGAUGUAUCUAGAAACAUGCUAACAGGAGAAAUUCCUAGUGAGUUGAUGGAUCUCGUGGGAUUAGUUUCCUUAAACAUUUCAGCAAAUAUGAUCAGUGGACAAAUCCCUACAGCUAUUGGACAAUUGAAAUCAUUGGACUUUCUUGAUCUAUCAAGGAAUCACUUAUUUGGAAGAAUUCCUUCGGAACUUUCACAAAUAGAUCGUCUCAGUGUGAUGAACUUAUCAUACAACAAUUUAUCUGGAGAAAUUCCAAUCGGCACUCAACUUCAAUCCUUUGAUCCCUCUGCUUAUGUGGGAAAUGUAGGACUCUGUGGCGCUCCCCUUCCAAAAUGUCCCAAAAAGCCAACACAAGAUAAUCAAGAUGAUGGAAAUUCCAAAGAUGAUGAACAAUUCUUCAAUCAAGGUUUUUAUAUUAGUUUGUCACUUGGAUUCAGUACAGGAUUUUCAGGGGUUUGCAGCUUACUAAUUCUCAACAAAUCAUGGAGAUAUGCUUAUUUUAAAUUAAUGAAUGAUGCGUAUGACAAAGUGUAUGUGGUGGUUGCUAUAAACAUGGCCAAAUUGCGCAGAUGGAAUGCUAGAUUUUCAACUUAGAAGUUGUUGCAUGGAGGAGCUGCUGCGCCUGAUGAUCUGCUUCUUCGAUCGUCUGUAGUUUGAAUUAUAUUAGAAAUAAGGUAUUUGCCUUAUCGAUUGAAUGUUUUUGCUUUACGUGGUUACGUUGAUUAGGGGAAUAAUUGUUGGAGCUUUAAUUUUGGAGUUUAGUUUGCACAAUAACUGAUGUCCAGUAAAAUAAUUGAACAUUAUUUGUAUUUUGGAGGUCACUUUAUUAUAAGCAUGAGCUUUUCUGAGA
Prosopis cineraria is the source of this 2311-nucleotide messenger RNA. RefSeq names its product receptor-like protein EIX2. Lineage: Eukaryota; Viridiplantae; Streptophyta; Magnoliopsida; Fabales; Fabaceae. Gene Ontology annotation, molecular function: protein binding. The transcript is spliced from 3 exons. The record is from RefSeq and is a predicted model, not a curated record. The coding region runs from base 1 to 2055 and encodes 684 amino acids.